Molecule: messenger RNA, 1250 nt
Organism: Stomoxys calcitrans (stable fly)
Lineage: Eukaryota; Metazoa; Arthropoda; Insecta; Diptera; Muscidae
Product: U-scoloptoxin(01)-Cw1a
Exons: 4
Coding region: 504-905 (133 amino acids)
Cellular component (GO): extracellular region
Molecular function (GO): chitin binding
Source: RefSeq, a predicted model, not a curated record
CGAACUUUUCGCUAAAUUUCAAAACCAGCUGAAUAAGGCAUUAAAAUUAGCUUUAACACAUAUUUAUUUAUUUAUUUGUUUAAAAUAUGUAAUUUGUGAAGAAGCAGUUUUUAUAAAAAGGGAAAUCUUUGGAUAGCUGCCAAAUGCUGAAACAAAAACUACCGUGUCCAAAUACCUACAUAUGUCGGUUGCGUUCGAUAUUAUCACCAAGAAUUGUCUUUAUCUGCCGUGUCUACUAAGUACAAACAAGAAGUACAAAAUUGUUCCCAGAAUUUGUACCACAAUAAAGUUAUAUACCAACAUAUGGGUCAGCUUAUGUCGCUAAUUAGCGCCACUUGCUUAAUUUGCAAUUAUUUCAUUUUUUCGAAAGGUUUUAUGAACCGGCAACAUUAUUUCCAACAAAACAAUUGAGAAAACGAUUAAAAAUAAAAUAAAUUAUAGUUUGUCGCCUGUCAAUAAAAACAAUGUAGACAAGAUUGUAGGCAAUUUGGUGAUGAUGUCACAUGCAUAGUAGACAAAAAUGGUCGAAUACAUGCAUUUCAGUUACGAAUAGUCCAUUUACAAAUACCUUAGUUUCACUUCAAGAUAUAGCAAGUCCAGUAUUUCAAAACCACAAAACGAAAGAAUGGACCAAUUUAGACAACAUCACCUUCUCGUUUGACUGCACAAAACGUCCCGUUGGAUUUUAUGCUGAUAUGGAAUAUAAUUGCCAGAUUUUUCAUAUGUGUGACGAGGAAGGAAACAGAAUUCCACAUUUGUGUGCGAACGAAACAUCCUUCAAUCAGGAGUAUCGCAUCUGUGAUUGGGAUUAUAACUUCAAUUGCACGGAAUCGCCAAAAUGGUUCUAUUUGAACGAACUAACCUAUGCCACAGAGCCGCCUGAUGAAGACGAGGAUUACGUAUAGUUAGCGGAGGAUGACCUAUUUCUGACUCUUUGGCCAAUAUAAGAGGAUAUCCGAACGAAACCCCUAUCAAAGAAUUAAAAAACCAUAAAUAAAUUUGAAAAACAAAAAUAAUCGCAAUACUUGUUGACACCUUUUCUAUAUGAAAUGAUCCAUGUAAAAAAGUUGUAUGUAUUUAAUAUAUAUGUAAGCUUAUUUUAUUCUUACUAUUGUAAAUUUUCAUUAUUAUAUUCUUUUGCCCAUUUACAAACACAAAAAAAAAUUGUACUGUUGUGUAGCGUGAUUAGUUUGAAACUUGUUGAUAUUUUAGCCAAUAAAUAGUAUGUUGAAUAUGUUGUAAAAAUUGUA